AUGGCGCGGUGGCGGGUUCCGGUGGUGGACGUGCAGAGCGACAACUUCACGGAGCUGUGGCCCUCCAUGGUGCUGGCGCUGCGCACCGCCACCUUCGUCGCCGUGGAUACAGAGCUGAGCGGCCUCGGCGCCAGGAAGUUGCUGCUAAGCCCGUGCAUCGAGGAGCGGUAUAAGGCCGUCUGCAGCGCGGCCAGGACCCGCUCCAUCCUGUCCCUUGGCGUCGCUUGUUUCAAGCAGCUCCCAGAGAAGUCAGAGAACACAUACCUCUGCCAGAUCUACAACCUGACGCUGCUCUGCAUGGAGGAUUACAUCGUCGAGCCCCAGUCGGUGCAGUUCCUGGUGCAGCACGGCUUUGACUUCAACAAGCAGUACUCACAGGGGAUCCCUUACCACAAGGGCAACGACAAGGGCAAUGAGAACCAGAGCCAGAGCGUUCGGACUUUUUUCUUGGAGCUCAUCCGAGCGAAGAAGCCUCUCAUUCUCCACAAUGGCCUGAUUGAUCUGGUCUUCCUCUACCAGUGCUUCUACGCUCACCUCCCGGACAGCCUCGGCACCUUCACUGCUGACCUCUCGGAAAUGUUUCCAGCAGGAAUAUACGACACUAAAUAUGCUUCAGAGUUUGAGACUCGCUUUGUAGCAUCCUACUUGGAGUAUGCUUACAAGAAGUGCAAGCGAGAGAACUGCAAACUGAAGGACUCCAGCAGCCAGCACCUCACGGUUGAGUUCUGCAACUAUCCUGCCAACAUGUCUCAUUACAUCGACUAUCGCCACUGCUCGCUGGAAGAGGAAAGCCACAACGGGGCAGGGGAAACGAAGGUGCCUGUCUGUGAGAAAUUCUCGGCCUAUGGCUGGUGUCCAAAAGGGGUGAAGUGUCCACAGUCUCAUAACAUUGACCUCAUAAUCGAUGAGGAUGACAGGAUUUGGGAGGAGAAGCGGAAGAAACGGAAAAAGAAAUGGAAGUGCCGGAAGAACACAGAAGAGCCUGCAAAGGCAGUUGGACAGGAAGGCUCAGGGAAAGAAAUGGAGCUAGCUCAGAAUGGGGAGGAGGGACCACCACCAAAACAGAACUGCUAUGAGCCUGCAGCUGCUGUGGAGCUGGCAGAGAUCACUCCCAGGAGCGAGGACACACCACUGGAGGAGAACUCUAUGGACAUGGAAUCAGAGAUCAGCUCAGACGCCAGGGCACGCUGGGAAGAGGAUCUGAGCAGCACAGAAGGAACUGCCCAGGUGGCAGCUGCUGUGAGCCCUUCUGCUGUGGGAAAUGCCUCUGACAGUGACCAAGUGGAAGGGAAGUCAGAUGUUCCUGCUCAGGAGGGCUCAGCCAAUCACCCAGACCUCCCUGAGACUGAAGCAGCAUGUGCUGCAGGAAAGGAAGGCCACGAUCCACCUUCACAGGGGGGCACGCACCGAGCUGGCUUUGAUGCAUUCAUGACUGGCUAUGUCAUGGCUUAUGUCUGGAUGCUCCAUAAAGGAAAACACACAGACACUGGUGCAGGGCCCUGGUUGCCAGACUGCCACAAUAAACUGUACCUCAGUGGAAAAUCAGUGCCACUUCAGAUAGUGAAGAGCUUGUUUUCUAAAUCCUCCAAAGCUCACAGCCAGAAGAUGAAGUUGGCCUGGGCCAGUGAGUAG
This is a messenger RNA of Indicator indicator, 1632 nucleotides long. It is a transcript of the gene TOE1, whose product is annotated as target of EGR1, exonuclease. Gene Ontology annotation, biological process: snRNA 3'-end processing. The coding region runs from base 1 to 1632 and encodes 543 amino acids. The transcript has 7 exons. NCBI's taxonomy places the organism in Eukaryota, Metazoa, Chordata, Aves, Piciformes, Indicatoridae. Gene Ontology annotation, cellular component: Cajal body; cytoplasm. Gene Ontology annotation, molecular function: 3'-5'-RNA exonuclease activity; snRNA binding; metal ion binding. The record is from RefSeq and is a predicted model, not a curated record.